Messenger RNA from Centruroides sculpturatus (bark scorpion), 603 nucleotides. RefSeq names its product protein saal1-like. Lineage: Eukaryota; Metazoa; Arthropoda; Arachnida; Scorpiones; Buthidae. The record is from RefSeq and is a predicted model, not a curated record. The coding region runs from base 151 to 603 and encodes 150 amino acids. The transcript is spliced from 7 exons.
CGCAAGUAAUAUCAAUAUAGUGACGACAAGUGCUAAGACUAUCAGCAGAGAUUCGAGCAAAAUUGAAAGUCACGUGACAAUCGAAAGGGAAAAUAUUUUUAUUAAGGAGUAAAGGAAAUUUAAAUAAAUUGUGAAAAAAAAACAUUUAAAAUGGACUGUAAUCCACCACCACCUCCUGAACUUUUAACUGAUAAUAAUGAACUAGUUCCUGACAAAAUAGGGGAAACAGUAUUUAGCAAACAUUGGCUUUUCCAAUCUUUGAUAUCUGUUAUGCAGGCUGUAGAGAAAGAAAAUAAAACUGAAAAUGAUGUUUUGGAAUUAGACUCUGAACUAGAAGAGAAAAUUUGCAUGCUAUGGGAUAUGUCUUCCAAUAAAGAUAUUGCUCAUUUUUUACUUGAAAAUAAAGCAAUUGAAAUAUUUUUGGAAAUGAUUAACAUGACUGUUUCACCUCGGCUUGUAGAAAUAAUCGUGGGAAUAUUAGGAAACAUGGCAUUCUUUGGAGAUAUUUGUGAAUAUAUUACCAAGAAUGAUAAAUUAGUUGAACAAAUAAUUACACUUGUUGGAUCAACAGAUCCUCCGAUUUUAGUACAAGUUAUUAGGUAA